UUUUAGUUGGACACGUUUGGCAUUUAAAACAAGAAAAAAGUUUUGUUGUGAUUUUGCUGUUUGCAAAAAUUAAAAAUAUCAAGGAAUAUCUUGUUAGAUAACACUGUUGUGCAUUGUCAAAAAUAAGCAAAAUGAACUUUUGAUAAACACUGAUGUUGUAACUGAUUGCGACAAUUUCGACAUUUGCUUUAAAAAAACAGCAAGCAAGUAUUUUAGUUCAUGAAAAGUGUUGAAUACUGUUGAAAAGAAAGUAAAACAAACUGGGAGUUAUUUAUUAUUAAUUUUAAGUAUUUUGAUACUGAUUAUUUUUGAAGGAUUUUAAUUCCAUUAAAGGAAGAAGAUGCCUUUCAAGCUGAAAAAGUUGUUGCGGUUUCGUACAAAUGCCGACAAUAUGAGCACCUCCAAGCGGGACGGAUCUGCGUCCCGGUCUAAACCUCCAUCAGCCAGCAAGUCCUCCACUCAGACACCAACCAAGAUGAAGGAUUCCAAGUCAGACAAUUCUGGUCUGUCUUCUGUGAAAAAGCAGGCACUGAUGGGACAGGGGAUUGACUCCCCUUUAAAUAAAAACUUUCUGAGUAAAAGCCAGGAUAAUUUAACUAGUCAUCAAAAACAUAAGCAAUCAGCUUUAGAAAAACGGCCAAGCUCUAGUCUGGGACUGCCUGAAGCGAAGAAGAGAAAUACUAGUAACAAGGAGAAUGUGCAAUUUAAAGAUAAAGAUGGAUUUGCGAAGCCCAGGCCGAUCAAACAAUCAUUGACUGGUACACCAAUAAGAAAGUCUUGUAGCUCCCAACAUAUUGACAAGGCUGGCUCUGCUCAGGCAAACAAAACUCCAACAAAACUGUCAGCAAACAUGAAAAGAGCGCAUUCAACGCAAAAUGUCAGCAAAGAGAAGAGUGUAAAAAAUAGAAAGUCUGCCACACCUGAUGUGAUGGCUUAUAAUGCAGAACUCCUGGCAAAUUUUGAAAAAGAGAGGAAGAUAAUGGAGGCAAAGGUUUCUGAACAGAUUCAGAUCAAUGAAAAUCGAAAAAUGGAAAUAGAAAAGUACAAGUAUGAAAUUAGACAGUUAAAGGAACAAAUACCGAGUCAUAAUCUGUUGGAGGAGUUAGACAUUUACAGGUCUCAGAAUGCAUUAAUGAAGGAACAACUCAUGAAAUUGGGGGUAGAGGCUCAGAUUACAGACUGUGAAAAAUUGAGCCUGAUUAAACAUAACCUGGAGGUGGAAUCUGCACUCAAGGCGAGCACUAGCUACGAUAGUCUGUCCACAGACGGGCAGGCCAUUUCAUUGGUGCAGGGAUUGCUUCUUGGUCCAGGCAUGAAAAGGUCUGCUUCCAUUACGAUGUCUGAGCCGGGCAUGUCUUUCAUCGAUUACCACGGAACUGGCGAUGCACUGGAGAUGCAUGGAAAGUGGGACACGCGGAGCAAGAGCAGCGACGCGCUCAGCGACAUAUCUGUGGCAAACCUCACUGAACGCAUCCAGCAAAUGGAGGAGAAUCACUAUAGCACUAAUGAGGAACUGCAAGCCACACUGCAAGAGUUGGGCGAUCUGCAAGAGACUGUCAAUGAGCUCACAGAGGAGAACGAGAGAUUGGCUGAUGAGAGGACCGUGUUGCUGGAGUCACUGUGCACACAGACAGAGAAGCUGGAACACUGCCGUACACAGAUUGAGCACUUGAAGUGCUUGCUGAUCAGCGGUGAUCUGCCAAAUAAGUCGGACAGGGAUCAGCAUUUGUUGGAACUUCUUAAAGGUGCUCAAGAUGAACGCGAGGAGUUUUUAAGGAAGUUAAGGGCAGCUGAAAGUGAGUCCAGAGAAAGUCAGAGGCAUAUGGAGACAGUGAAAGAUAAGGCUCAAAUGUUGGAGGAUAAGUUAAACGAUAUGCGAUCUGAAAAGGGUAAUUUUGAGAAACAGGUUAUGGCACUAAAGGAGGCCUUGUCAAAUGAACAGAUUGAAGUAACACAUUAUAAGACAUUACUUGAAAAUGAAAAGACUAAGGUGCAAGAGUUGGAGUCAUAUUGCAAAGUAAAUGAUCAGAGUGAUCUGGAAGAGUUGCUGCAUAGCACAAGGCAAGAGAAAGACAAACUAGAGGUCAGAUUUGCCGAUGUGCAAGAUGCACUGGCCCAUAGUCAGAAUGAAGUAAUGAGGCUAAAAGACCAGUUAAUUACCAAAGAGGAAGAAGUGAAAGUUCAUAGAAACAAUGCCAAAUCCCAGAUUAUCGAUAUGGAAUACAAACUUGAGGUCGCAAAUAAGAACAAGUAUGACUACCAGCAAGAACUGGAAAAUCUGAGAGAGCAUAUCGAACAGUUAGAGCAGAACAGUGAACGAUAUUUCGAAGAGCGUAAGGAGUACACUGCAAAAAUACAAGAGCUUCAAGGGGAGGUAAGCGUGAUGAGGCAGCUAAAAGAUGUUGCUGAGAAUGAACUCCAGGAUCUUAAAAAUACACAUGAAAAAGAGGCAGAAGAAUGGACCCAGUUUCAGAAGGACUUGCAAGUGGCUGUUAGGAUUGCUAAUGAUUUCCGGUCUGAAACUCAGUCUGAUGUUGAAAAAUUGAAAUCAGACAAUGCAAGCUUGAAGGAAAAAUGUCAGACACAACAGUAUGAAAUUGAUAAGCUGAAGGGUGAAAUUGAUACUUAUAAGAUUCAGGAAAAAGCAAAUGCAUCAGUUAAACAAUCUAUAUUGUCAUCAGCUGAAUUGAAAGGAAAAGUCUUCAGUUCUGUUGACAAAGAACUUCUAGGCCUAAGAGAUGGGCGGAAGACUGGUGACAAGUCACAAACUCUUUCAGUCAAGAACUUGAUCCGUUCCAUAGAGGAGCAAGUGAAAAGUGGUUGCUCAUCAAUACAUUCUAGUUCAUGUAGCUCACGCAGAAAUUCAGACUCUGAGUCCUCGUUAUUGGGUAUCAGAGACUUCAAUGAAAUCCUGAAAUCUCCUGGGUCCCCUGUUGGAGACCAAGGGCUUUUGUCACCAGAAUAUGGUACCCCGCUACGUUCAGCCUUGAAACGAGAACGCCCGUCCCCCCUGCUGAGACAUUCCAUGAAUUUUGAGGCCCCAAGCUCUCCAGGUGUAGAAACCCCCAAGUCUGCGCCUCCCAUUUCUAGAGCUGAGCCUUCACCAUCCCUGUCCAGCUUAUUGACCAGUAGAACUCCGUCUCGAAGAAGUAGUGGUGUCAAUCUUGAGAUAGGAACAGCUGAAAGGAAGGAGGGAACCAAACAGGACCCACUGUCUCGACUUGCCAAGUCUUUCAAAGGAUCACGUAGAAAUGCAUUGCUCAAAUGGUGCCAGCAGAAGACAAUCACUUAUAGUAACGUUGAUAUCACCAACUUCAGUAGCAGUUGGAAUGAUGGGCUGGCCUUCUGUGCAUUGAUACAUAGCUACCUGCCAGAGAGGAUACCAUAUGGAGAGUUAAACUCGGAGGAUAAGAGACGCAACUUUACUUUGGCCUUCAAUGCUGCUGACAGUGUGGGAAUCUCUUCAACACUAAACAUCAACGACAUGGUUGCCAUGGAGAGGCCGGACUGGCAGGCUGUGUUCAACUACGUCACUGCAAUCUACAAACACUUUGAAGUCGACCACAAGCCUCUUCCAUAGCCUUUCCCUUCAUUAAGAGUUCUGUUCACAAACCACAUCUACAGACAUAUUUGCCUUAUACCAACUGUUGAUGUUAAGUAUGAGCCUUGAUGUGGGACAAGGGGACUAAUGCAUGUGUGUAAAGUGUCCUACCAGGAUAGUCUGUGCAGUCCUACUAGGGUAGUCUGUGCAGUCCUACCAGGGUAGUCUGUGCAGUCCUACCAGGGUAGUCUGUGCAGUCCUACCAGGGUUGUCAGUGCAGUCCUACCAGGGUAGUCUGUGCAGUCCUACCAGGGUAGUCAGUGCAGUCCUACCAGGGUAGUCAGUGCAGUCCUACCAGGGUAGUCUGUGCAGUCCUACCAGGGUAGUCAGUGCAGUCCUACCAGGGUAGUCUGUGCAGUCCUACCAGGGUAGUCUGUGCAGUCCUACCAGGGUAGUCAGUGCAGUCCUACCAGGGUAGUUGGUGCAGUCCUACCAGGGUAGUCUCUGCAGUCCUAUCAGGGUAGUCUGUGCAGUCCUACCAGGGUAGUCUGUGCAGUCCUAUCAGGGUAGUCUGUGCAGUCCUACCAGGGUAGUCUGUGCAGUCCUACCAGGGUUGUCAGUGCAGUCCUACCAGGGUAGUCUGUGCAGUCCUACCAGGGUAGUCUGUGCAGUCCUACCAGGGUAGUCUGUGCAGUCCUACCAGGGUAGUCUGUGCAGUCCUACCAGGGUUGUCAGUGCAGUCCUACCAGGGUAGUCUGUGCAGUCCUACCAGGGUAGUCAGUGCAGUCCUACCAGGGUAGUCUGUGCAGUCCUACCAGGGUAGUCUGUGCAGUCCUACCAGGGUAGUCAGUGCAGUCCUACCAGGGUAGUUGGUGCAGUCCUACCAGGGUAGUCUCUGCAGUCCUAUCAGGGUAGUCUGUGCAGUCCUACCAGGGUAGUCUGUGCAGUCCUAUCAGGGUAGUCUGUGCAGUCCUACCAGGGUAGUUGGUGCAGUCCUACCAGGGUAGUUGGUGCAGUCCUACCAGGGUAGUCUGUGCAGUCCUACCAGGGUAGUUGGUGCAGUCCUACCAGGGUAGUCUCUGCAGUCCUAUCAGGGUAGUCUGUGCAGUCCUACCAGGGUAGUCUGUGCAGUCCUAUCAGGGUAGUCUGUGCAGUCCUACCAGGGUAGUCUGUGCAGUCCUACCAGGGUAGUUGGUGCAGUCCUACCAGGGUAAUAAGUGCAGUCCUACCAGGGUAGUCAGUGCAGUCCUACCAGGGUAGUUGGUGCAGUCCUACCAGGGUAGUCUCUGCAGUCCUAUCAGGGUAGUCUGUGCAGUCCUACCAGGGUAGUCUGUGCAGUCCUAUCAGGGUAGUCUGUGCAGUCCUACCAGGGUAGUCAGUGCAGUCCUAUCAGGGUAGUCUGUGCAGUCCUACCAGGGUAGUCAGUGCAGUCCUACCAGGGUAGUCAGUGCAGUCCUACCAGGGUAGUCUGCAGUCCUACCAGGGUAGUCUGUGCAGUCCUACUAGGGUAGUCAGUGCAGUCCUAUCAGGGUAGUCUGUGCAGUCCUACCAGGGUAGUCAGUGCAGUCCUAUCAGGGUAGUCUGUGCAGUCCUACCAGGGUAGUCAGUGCAGUCCUAUCAGGGUAGUCUGUGCAGUCCUACCAGGGUAGUCUGUGCAGUCCUACCAGGGUAGUCAGUGCAGUCCUAUCAGGGUAGUCUGUGCAGUCCUACCAGGGUAGUCAGUGCAGUCCUACCAGGGUAGUCUGUGCAGUCCUACCAGGGUAGUCUGUGCAGUCCUACCAGGGUAGUCUGUGCAGUCCUACUAGGGUAGUCUGUGCAGUCCUACCAGGGUAGUCUGUGCAGUCCUAUCAGGGUAGUCUGUGCAGUCCUACCAGGGUAGUCUGUGCAGUCCUAUCAGGGUAGUCUCUGCAGGCCUUACAGCCUAAUCAUAGACCAUAGUUUUGGCCUUCCUGUUAUUUGUCUUUUAAAGGAAGUCUUUUCUUAGCAAAAAUCCACUUAUAGCGGGACUGCACUAUUUUCAUAUGUGUUAAAUUGUAAUAUAUUGAUAAAUAUAUGUUACAAUAACACAAAAUAGGGAAGAAAAAUUAUACAUUGAAGACGAAUUUCAUGAAAUGCAGCAGACAAAUUAGCGCCUCAAGCUGAUUGUGACGAAGAUAUUUUGUACAUAUUUUCCUACAAUAACUGAAGCAUUCGUCUUUUUAUUAGGAUCAGAGUUAGUGUUCGUGUGAUGAUGAAUAGAUAUCGUUGCAGGAAAUUAAAAUGAUCAGCAAAACUAAAUUUAGAUACACAUCUUACAUGCAUGAUAUACAUGCUGGCAAAUUUGACUGUACAGACAUUUUUGAUUUCAAAAUUAAAUAUCUGGCUAAUUUCACAUUUUUCAACACAUGUUCUUCUUAACUUUUUUUUUUUUUUUUUUUUUAAAUAUAUGUAUAAUAAGUUUUUUACACAUUUUAUAUAAAUUCAUAAAUAUUUGACGAAAUGGUGCAGUCCUGCUUUAAGGCAGAAUAAGAACAUGCAUUAAGACCCGUUUUCCCAGAGUGUGUCUCAGUCUUUUAUAACAUCUACUAUGCUUCAAAUUCAUGACCUUUGUGUCUGCAGUCAUGAGCAGUAUUUUAAAUUCUAAUAAGUAAAUACUUAUGUUUUCUAAAGACAUUUUUUUAACUUAAGCUGACACAAAUAUGUCUAGAGACAUACAUGGCAAAAGAACCAACUAAAAGGCACAAAAUCCCUACAACCUAUACUGUUACUCAUAUUAUUAGCAUUACUACCAUUAUUGCGGUAUCUAAAAAAUAAAUGUAUUAUUGUUUUUAGUUCUUUUAGCACAACAUGAAAAUAGUGAAAUGUUUGUAUCAACUAUUGUCUGUCAUUUAUUGUCUACAUUUUCCUUGUGAAAUCUCUAGAGGCUGCAUUUAUUGCCAUAAUUUUUUUAAAUGGUCAGAAAUUUUCCCACAAUAUUAUCUAACUUGAGCUGUUUUUAAAAAUGCAGUCACUAGUCUUUUGAACACUCUAGAAGAUAAUUUACUUCGCAAUCAUCAUGGCACUUGGUCAGAAUAAUUGCUCCAUUUAUUUUUCGUUACCCAGUGUAACUGUCACAGAGUGGUUAAAAACUAGCUCACUGGUUAUAAUCGACCUUUUGACCUUUUAUUGUAAAGGUAUACUUACUUUUAUAAAAACGAUUUUUUUCGAAAAAGAAUUUGAAUUGGCGUUUUACAUGUAUAAUGUAUCUUAAAAUGUCUCUUAUUGAAAGUUGAAAUCCAUUUCUAACUUCUAGCAUUUGAUGUUAUUUUUUGCAUGCACCAUAGUUGACUUACAUGUAUUUAAAAUUACAGGUACAUCAUUAUAAUUGCACAUUAUGUUAAUUUGUUAACCUUAGUACCCACGGUGUAUUCCUGAAUUAUAUAGUUCGUAUUAUGUUUUUUUAAUGAAAUACAAAUGAGACAAAACUAGCAAUUUUGAAAAAUUUGUAAAGAAUGAUACCAUACAUAAAGAUGUAAUCAUACUACAUAUCACUGUGCCUUUUCAGUUAUUGCUAUCUAGCAGAAAACUUUCUUUCACAUAAUGUUUCUUAUUUGAUUCCCAAUUAUUGGUAAACUUAUCUCUUACUUCUAUUUGUAAAAAUAUAUUAUUGUAUUUAACUUUCAAACUCAUUUAUUAUGUAAAAGACACGAAGAAAGUAUCUUGUACUCAUACAAUUAGUGCCCUCAGUAUUGUAAGCAUAAAUCAAUCACUCUUAUUUGUAAUAUGUGUUUUAUCUUUUGUUGUUUGACUUGAUAUCUGCAAGGUCCUGCUUGAUAAACCUUUUGCACUGACAUACAGUUUGUUAAGUUUAGACAAUUGUAUCCAUUUGGAAUCGUGUAUUGUGCAAUAUAUACUUAUGUAAAUUUUGUCCAUCAUAUGGCAUAAUCCUUUUUACUCAUUUGUUACUCAGUACAUUUUAUGUUUCUUUUUUUGCUACAAAUCUGAAUUUUUGCGUUUUAUUAUUAUUAAAGAUUAUAAGUCAUUUAUUUAUAUUAUUUAAUAAUAACUCAUCAUUAAACCUUGUAGUUAAAAAACAUCUUAAUAACAUAAUUCAUAUUGUAUUGUUCAUUUUUUAGCAUGGCAAUUUUUAUGCCCCAAGAUGUUGAGUGCUUGCACUUGUCAUUUUGUGUGUAUGUAUGUAUUCCCUAAGGUUAUGUUUACAAUUCCACUUGACUAUUCUUAGUGGAUUGCACUCGUAUGUUCUCAAAUUAAUGUCGUAAAUUUUUAUAUAACAGAAUUUGUGUCAGAAUGGAUGUCACCAGUUUUUGCAGAAUUAUGACCCUUUGUCUAUUUUUCCACUAAAGAAUAUAUGAUCCCCAAAUUGUGGGUACUCAAAACCUAUUUGACUGUUUGCCCAAUUUCGCUAAAACUUUCAAGGUUUAUCAACCUUACUGUUUAAUUAUUGUAAACAAGGAUUUCAGAAUUAUGAUCAAUUGUUUUGUUUUCCACCAAAGUCCCCCAAAAAUGUGCGCUAAACUCCUCUUUAAAUGCUUGGUGGAUUUUGUUCUCAAUUCUCAGCUGAAUAAUUUCAUUUUAAGGUGAUCAUGAAGAAUAGUAAUUUUUGUGCUACCAGUUUUGGCUGUUUGUUAAUUUUUCCCAAGCAGGUGUCAUUGGGGGCAUCGGUGUAUGUGGCUCAUUUAGUUCAUGCUUUCUUACUGUUAAUAUGCAGGUAAAUUUUAAUUAAGCAAUGCUUGAAAAAGUUUAUCGUUAUUUUAAAAAUUAAGUGGUGUCAUCAUUUAUGUUUGGCCAUCUAUUAGUUUAUGAAAAUUCUAAGCUAUUUUACCUAAAAAUGAAUUCCUUAUAAAAGUUCUUUUAUACUUUUAAUACUUUUAUUAACACAAAUUACACUACUUUAAAAUUUACCAAGAUGGUUGGGCAUAUACAUUAUAAUUAAAAAUUGUAUGGUUAUAACAUAUCAAUCAAUAACAUAAUUUUACCAAAAUUAAAACUUUCUGUUCAGGCAUUUUCUGUCAGUAAUCAAAUAGAUUGCAUAUAAUUUCAUCCUUUUUUUAAAAGAAAAACAGCUUAGUUAUCUUAAAAAUUAUGUCCUACUAUGUGAACUUCACAUUUACAUUGCUUUAUUGUCCCCUACUUGUGAAACCGGAGGGGACUUAUGGUUUGCGCUCUGUCUGUCAGUCUGUCAGUCCGUCACACUUUUCUGGAUCCUGUGAUAACUUUAAAAGUUCUUCAUAUUUUUUCAUGAAACAUGAACAGAUGGCAAUAUGGACAUUAUGCACGUCAUUGCAUUUUGUUCCGACGUAUAGAAUUCUGGUUGCUAUGGUGACAAAUAUAUAAAAUAUCAAAAAAAUCUGAAAAUGGUGGAGUUUCACCAGUAGGGGACUUAUAUUUCUUGGCAAUAGUCUUGUUAUAUUUCGAUUUCAUAAAUUGUUUAUUAGUUAUUAUUCUAAUGUUCUUUUUGGAGUUUCAUGUUCUGUCUAUGCUUGAAUUGAGAUUAUUUAUGCCUGUAAUGUGUUUCUAUUCUCUUUAGCUUUGACUUAAAUGUCUGUUGUUUUAUCAAACUGUUCAGUAUUCAUCAUUUGACCAUUUUUACCAUAAUUAUUCAAUCAUUUUUCUGUUCUAAAUUGCAUUUGCUUUUGUAAUUCAUUACAUGUCAAAUAGAAAUAAAUAAUUUAAUGUAUA
Molecule: messenger RNA, 9199 nt
Organism: Dreissena polymorpha
Lineage: Eukaryota; Metazoa; Mollusca; Bivalvia; Myida; Dreissenidae
Product: cytospin-A-like
Biological process (GO): actin cytoskeleton organization
Cellular component (GO): microtubule organizing center; filamentous actin
Molecular function (GO): protein binding
Source: RefSeq, a predicted model, not a curated record